Molecule: messenger RNA, 603 nt
Organism: Bursaphelenchus okinawaensis
Lineage: Eukaryota; Metazoa; Nematoda; Chromadorea; Rhabditida; Aphelenchoididae
Source: the annotation of a GenBank genome assembly
AUGUCGAAUACAACGAUACAAUUCUUGCCACCGCCUACAAGUUUGGCUCAGAAUCUGAAUUACGGGAAUCUGAAUCAGCACGGUGAGAACCUGAACGGGAACGGUGGGAGCUUAGCCGUGAACGAUGGUAAUCUGAGUUCGCACGAUGGAACAUUAACUUUGCACGAUGGGAAUCAGAGUUUGAGCCAGAAUCACAGUACUAAUGGUCAAAGCUACAGUACGAAUCAAAACUACAGUACGAAUGCUCAAACCUACAAUUCGGGCCAAAAUCUACCCCCAGCACCACCCCCACCCCCGCCAGUCAUCAUGAUGGAGUCCGUGGUCCAAAGCUCCUUCACCGUCCAGCUACAACAAGAUCCAAGCCAAGAGAACAUUGAGGUUCAGGAGGAGGAAGAGCCCGAGAACAGCCGAUCCAACCUCCUCGACCAGAUCAAGGCCGGCUACAAGUUGCGCAAGGUGGAGCGACAACAAGAAUCCGAAAAGGCGAAAGCGGCCGUCGAGGCCAACGAUGUGGCCGCCAUCUUAAGAAGACGAAUGGAGCACGUCAUGGGGAACGACGACUCGGACGAGGAGCAACAGAGCGAUGGAAGCGAGUGGGAAUAG